UGGAAGAAAGAAGAUAAGGUAGACUGCGAGAGAAAGAGAGAAAAAAAAAAAGGAGGGGGCGCCGAUGGAGCCAAGCCGGAGCAGAACCUCUCCAGACUCGGCAGCGGAGGAGGAUCUGAGUGGGUUUGGUUCAAAACAGCCUGUAUAUUCGGAAUUGGAUGCAAAGAGUGAUUUGGGAAAGAAGCCUUCUCAGAGGAUGCAGUCGCGGGCUAUAAUUAUGUACGAAGUUUGGGAAUUGAACAAGAAGAAGGACGUUGUGUGCUUUAUUUUAUCAUAUCCUCCUUUCAACUCCCGGAACAAUGAAACACACAGAGGCUGGAUUCGACAUGUUCUGGAGAUUAAUCACAAAGUAAGAGAAGAACUUUACACGGAGAAAGAAGUGAGUGUUUCAGAGCUCUCUUCUGAAAUCACUAGAUUGCUUCAUCAUUCAAUCCAUGAUAUCGAAGCUCAUGUUCCAUCAGAUCUCAUUGGGAAGAUGUGUGAGUGGUGGUCUCCAAGGCAUACAACACCUAAGAAGGCAAUGCUGGAUUUGUGUAUUGAUGAUUUUAUGAUUCGCCAAUUUUUACAAGAUAUACAAAUUCCCGAAAUCCGGAGGAUUUUGAUUUCAGAAGUAAAUGAUGAAACCUUGCUGUGCAGACUGAAGAAUCUUCCACCAAUAAGGCAAAUGUUUGAUCUCGUCAUUCAAGUUAAUGUCAAGUUUUGUCUGAAAAUUAAAGAUAUAGAGGAUAGAAUCAUAGAAGAAUUGGGUUUCUCAACAUCCAGCAGAGGGGAAGCAGAGCAAUUAUUGAGAAGCCAAAAUUUCUUAAUCCUUCUUGAUGACUUCGAUACACGGAGAAUAAAUUUGCAUGACCUGGGGAAUGGCUGGUGGAACUCAGAUAACACUCAAAAGAUAGCUUUGAUAAGCUUUCUAGUUCAUCCAGAGGCGCCAGUGGAUCUGGAGAUUAGGAGGAACCAUCAUCUAUUAUCAUGGGAAUUAUUUUGUAUGAAUGUUGGUGAAGUUGUGCAUUCUUCAACUAUCCAGAAACUAGCUGUACUUGUGUUGAAACAAUGCUCUGGCCAUUUACUAGCCACUGUUCUAAUGGCAAGAGCCUUAAAAGAGGUCAAGGAUGUUCGUAUCUGGCAGCAUGCAUCUCGGGUAAUAAGCUUUCUACCAACAUCACACACCGAAGAUAGAAUUUUGCUUAAUGCAUUAUCAUUUGUUCUGGGGCAUUUAGGUUCUGCAAAUAAAUAUGUAAAAUAUUGUGCAUCUUAUCUAGAGAUAGAAGGAACAUACAAAGUGGAUUUGCUUGAAAGGUGGAUGAACGAAGACUUAAUCGGAACACUCGAUGAAGGAGAACAGAUUGUUCAACAUCUUGUCAAUGCCCUCUUGUUGGAAAGCUUUCAGAAUGGACAGUCAAUUCGAAUGCGAGAUGAAAUCCGUAAGGAGUUAAUGAAUUUUUAUAAAGCCGAAACGAAUCCAAUACUACUUGUUGAAUUAGAUGGAAGAGGACUCAUGGAGGCACCAAAAAAUGAGGCAUGGGAGGAAGCUAAUGAGAUGCAUUUGAUGAAUAAUAAAAUAUCCAAGCUACCAGAUAAUCCAAAUAGCCCUAAACUCAGCGUAUUGUUCUUACAAGGUAACCAUCAUCUGAGAGUUAUUUCUACAUCUUUUUUCCAAUGCAUGCCUAUCCUUCAAAUCCUAGACUUGUCCCAAACUAAAAUAAAGUCUUUACCACAAUCCUUUUUUAAGUUGGUUCAACUUCAAAAAUUCAUUUUAAGAAGUUGUGAACUAUUCAAAGAGUUGCCAACCGAAGUUGGAGAACUUUGUCAUCUUGAGGUACUUGAUCUUGAAGGGACUGAAAUCAUAAAUUUACCAAUUGCUAUUGGGAAAUUGACAAAUUUGACAUGCUUGAAAGUAUCAUUUAAUCCUCAGAUUAAUCAGAAUAGAAGAAACAAUCAUUCAAAUACAAUCAUACCCCAGAAUGUCAUAUCCAAUCUGCUUCAAUUGGAAGAGUUAAGCCUAGAUGUGGAUCUAGAAGAUGAGAGAUGGGAUGAAACAAUGAAAGAUAUUGUAAAGGAAAUUUGCAGCUUAAACCGGUUGCAUUCUCUUAAACUUCACUUGCCAAAAGUUUUUCUUUUGAAUGACUUGACAAAUGGAUCAUCAUCAAUGAACCUAUCAUGCAUGUGCUUUAGAUUUCUUGUUGGCAGACAUCAGAAGCGCAUGAUAUCUCGGUUGUCACAUGAAUUUGCAAUUAAAUUUGAAGAACAAGAAAGCUGCUUGAAGUAUUUGAAUGGUGAAGGUGUCCCAAUUGAAGUUAAGAAGGUUCUUAAGCAUGCUUCUGCAUUGUUCCUGGAUCGCCAUUUAACUGUUACCAGCUUAUCUGAAUUCGGGAUUAAAAAUAUGAAGAAUCUUAAAUUUUGUGCAUUAGUGGAAUGUAAUGAGAUUCAAACCAUUGUAGAUGCAGGUGAUGACAGAUAUGGUGUGCUUCAAUCACUAGAGUACUUGUAUCUUCAUUAUAUGAAGAAUCUAAGGAGCAUCUGGAAAGGGCCACCUAUUUGGAUGGGUUCGCUAUCCAAUCUAAAAGUUUUGGCAUUGCAUACCUGCCCUGAAUUGGCUACCAUUUUUACUUUCAAUAUUCUUCAACAGUGCUGCAACUUAGAGGAGCUUGUGGUUGAAGACUGCCCUGAAAUCAACAGCAUAGUGAAUCAUAAAGUUCUUGCUAAAGAUGUAGGGCCAUGGGCAUGGUAUCUGCCAAAGUUGAAGAAGAUGUCCAUUCAUUACAUGCCUAAAUUGGCCAGCAUUUCCCAAGGUGUACUGAUUGCACCAAACUUAGAAUGGCUAAGCCUCUAUGAUUGCCCGAGCCUCAAAAUUCUCUCCCCAGAGGAAGUUAGCAGUUGUAAAUUAAAGGUCAUAAUAGGAGAGGCAGACUGGUGGAGUGCAUUGGAGUGGAAAAAAUCAGAAUGGUUUCAACCACCAAAUCUGGAUGCUAUCUUUGUUCCAAUUGAAAGGGACAUAGAUUUGAGGACACAGUUAGCAGAAAUUAAUGAUCAGCUUCAAGCUCAGAUGCAAAAAACAGAGCCCUCUCAACAGUCAGGUCCUGGUGACUCUCUGAAGGCCCCUGCAGUUGAGGCUGGAACAAGCGCAAAGCAGAAGCAAAUGAAGCUCGGGCAUCUUUUCAUGAAGUGGCCACUCUCAGAACUCCAUCCUUUUCUCAUUCAAGUUCCCUGAAUGUGAACAAACUAAGGCAUCUAGUUUGGUAUUUUCCGGAUAGCUGCUGAUUGUCUUAUUGAUUGUUGUUUGUUUAGUUAUUUCAUGUUGUGAUUGAUUGUGGGGAAAAUGAAACUUAGGACCUUACUUCAAUCUCUUUGAAUAAAUUGUGAUGUGGACUUGUUUAUGCUUUUUGAAUCCAGUAUUCAAAAGCAACAUGCUUCAGUUUGUAUUGAAGUAGCAAUCAGUUUUACAUAUAA
Vitis riparia (riverbank grape) is the source of this 3444-nucleotide messenger RNA. Its product is annotated as disease resistance protein At4g27190-like. The transcript has 3 exons. The coding region runs from base 65 to 3205 and encodes 1046 amino acids. Gene Ontology annotation, molecular function: protein binding; ADP binding. The record is from RefSeq and is a predicted model, not a curated record. Lineage: Eukaryota; Viridiplantae; Streptophyta; Magnoliopsida; Vitales; Vitaceae.